AUUAUGUACCUAGGUAUAAUAGGUAAGCUUAGAUAAUCCAGGAACCCGGAGAUAAUCGGAGGAAAUGACUUGCCAUAUUAGGGUUUAAUCAAGUGGGACAUCUGCAACCACUUAAACGCGACACGCGAAAAACGCGGUCAGGAACGCGACAACCAUGGAUUUUGAUUCCCCUCUACCCCUUUCCUAAACAACCAGUUCCAGUCCAAGUCUACUACGUAACCUUGGAAAUCUCCCCCACUUGAAACCUGGCUCUCGAUAUCUAUCUCACGGUAAUUGUCUGAGGAGUAGAGGACCUCAAGUUCUAUCUAUAACCGGUUUUUCUACAGUUUACAGACCCAGUUACGGAAGAAAAUUAGGUACCAUGGAUAGUUUUAUGCUUCGAGAUGAAGCGGCCAAGGAGCGCAUUCGCUUGGCUGAGGAGUUCCUCGAUCCUCAUGAUCCGCGUGCGAGGAGUUACCGAUCCGAUAUCAUUCUGAUGCUCCAGAAGAAUCAAAAGCGUUUAGUAGUCAACUUAGAUCACGUUCGCGACCACAACACCGAACUUGCAGACGGUCUACUAUUCGACCCAUUCGAUUACACUCUAGCAUUCAACCAUGCGCUCAAAGAGAUCGUUAAGACCAUUCCGCAAGCACGACCAGACCAAACCGAUCCAGAUGUCUUGUACUACUGCGCUUGGGCUGGCAGUUUCGGUCUCAAUGCUUGCAAUCCUAGGACCCUGUCGUCCAAUCACCUCAACCAUAUGGUUUCGAUCGAAGGUAUUGUCACCAGAUGUUCGCUAAUCAGACCGAAAGUCGUCAAGAGUGUGCAUUACAACGAGAAGAAGAACAUUUUCCACUUCCGCGAAUACCGCGAUCAGACUAUGACCAACGGCGUGACCACAUCAAGUGUCUAUCCCCAAGAAGACGAAGAGGGGAACCCACUCUUAACAGAAUAUGGAUUCUGUACAUAUAGAGACCAUCAGACUAUUUCGAUACAAGAAAUGCCCGAGAGAGCCCCUGCCGGCCAACUACCUCGUGGUGUGGAUGUCAUUCUCGACGACGACCUUGUCGACAAAGUAAAACCUGGAGACAGAGUACAGCUUGUGGGUAUCUUCCGGACACUUGGAAACCGAAAUACAAAUCACAAUAGCGCGCUAUUCAAGACGAUAAUCCUAGCGAACAACGUCGUCCUUCUCUCAUCUAAGGCGAGCGGAGGUGUAGCAACGGCUACCAUCACCGAUACCGAUAUUCGUAAUAUUAACAAGGUUGCCAAGAAGAGGAAUCUCUUCGAACUUUUGUCACAAUCGUUGGCUCCUAGUAUUUACGGUCAUGAUUAUAUCAAGAAGGCGAUCUUGCUCAUGCUGCUGGGUGGUAUGGAGAAAAAUCUGGAAAAUGGUACACAUCUGAGAGGAGACAUCAACAUUCUUAUGGUUGGUGAUCCUUCCACAGCUAAAUCUCAACUUCUACGCUUCGUGCUCAAUACCGCCCCGUUGGCCAUUGCCACUACUGGCCGCGGCUCUUCAGGCGUCGGUCUCACGGCUGCCGUCACGACCGAUAAGGAGACGGGCGAGAGAAGACUAGAGGCCGGUGCUAUGGUUAUGGCAGACAGAGGAGUCGUCUGUAUUGAUGAGUUCGACAAAAUGUCCGAUAUCGACCGAGUCGCCAUCCACGAAGUUAUGGAACAGCAGACUGUUACUAUUGCUAAGGCAGGUAUACAUACAUCACUCAAUGCCCGUUGUAGUGUCAUUGCGGCUGCCAACCCUAUCUUUGGGCAAUACGAUACACACAAGGAUCCCCACAAGAACAUCGCCCUUCCAGAUUCUCUACUAUCUCGUUUCGAUCUUCUAUUCGUUGUCACAGAUGACAUUGAAGACACCCGAGAUCGUCAGGUCUCCGAACACGUCCUACGUAUGCAUCGUUACCGUCAACCCGGUACCGACGAAGGCGCGCCGGUUCGUGAAAAUGGCCAACAGGCUCUCAGCGUCGCACUGCAAAGCCAAGACGCUACCCAGGCGGUCACCGAAGUCUACGAGAAAUACGACGCCAUGCUGCACGCCGGUGUCACCGUAACCUCAGGUCGCGGCGCCAACAAACGGAAGGAGGUUUUAAGUAUCCCAUUCAUGAAGAAGUACAUCCAGUACGCGAAGAACAGGGUCAAGCCGGUACUAACCCAGGACGCGUCGGAGCGUAUCGCGGAAAUAUACGUCGGCUUACGUAACGACGAGAUGGAAGGCAACCAGAGGAGAACGUCUCCCUUGACUGUCCGUACCUUGGAGACGCUCAUCCGUCUAGCAACCGCACACGCCAAGUCCCGGCUCUCCAACCGAGUGGAAGAGCGAGAUGCGCUCGCGGCCGAGGCGAUCCUACGUUUCGCCCUGUUCAAGGAGGUCGUCGAGGACGAGUCGAAGCGGAAGCGAAGACGGACCCAACGAGUCGAGUCGGACGACGAGGACGAAGACAGCGACGACGACGAUGGCGACCGCGGCGAUAGCAGCUAUAGGGGCUCGACAGCUCGUGGCAAAACCGCCCCGUCGACCAGGACGACUGGCCGCGCCCAGCCAUCGACCAACGGUAGCCGUCGCACGAACGGCACGAGCAGCCGCACGCCGGCCCGCUCUCCCGAAGCAGGCGACGACGCCGUCGACGACGAGGACCUAUACAACGCGACGCCGCAACGCCCCGGCCGAAGCGGAGCCGCGUCUUCGUCGAACGCGCCCGCAACAUCGCAGCUCUCUUUCGCUUCCUCGGUGCCCGCCUCGCAACUCGAGACGCAGGAGACGGAGACGCAAGAGCGGGACGCGGCUUUAGCUUCUAGCGCAGCGGACCUGAAUAUCGACGCGCCGAUCACGCCGGAGAGACUGGCCAUGUUCCGGACGGCGCUGGGCCAGCUGCUCAACACGGACCUGUUCGACGACGACUCCGCGGACGUGGACGAGGUCAUUACCGCGGUGAACAGCCGCGUGGAGGGCCGUGGCGACGCGUUCUCGCGCGAGGAGGCUGUCAAGGCGCUUAAGAAGAUGGAUGAGGCGAAUCAGAUCAUGUACACGGAUGGUAAUUUGGUGUAUAAGAUCUAGGCAUAGAUGAUGCUGAACGGAAGGUGAUGGGGUUACGACGAUAUGGUGUAUGAUCCAUGACCCAUGACCCAAGAGAUUAGAGGCGUUCCCGA
Messenger RNA from Annulohypoxylon truncatum, 3144 nucleotides. RefSeq names its product MCM-domain-containing protein. The transcript has 3 exons. Lineage: Eukaryota; Fungi; Ascomycota; Sordariomycetes; Xylariales; Hypoxylaceae. Gene Ontology annotation, molecular function: single-stranded DNA binding; single-stranded DNA helicase activity; ATP hydrolysis activity. Gene Ontology annotation, cellular component: MCM complex; nucleus. Gene Ontology annotation, biological process: mitotic DNA replication initiation; DNA strand elongation involved in DNA replication; DNA replication. The coding region runs from base 362 to 3052 and encodes 896 amino acids. The record is from RefSeq and is a predicted model, not a curated record.